AAUAGGUUUAUACGUCCACUUCGAACAAGAUCGUUAGUCAUUCCACAGUGAGGCAGCGUUAUAAGAACGAUAUAUAGUUUCGCAGUUCAUUUCUUUUCGAUUAUGUCUACUGAAGUUUUGGUUUGAACAGUGAUUCCACCAUAUCAGCAGUGAAUUUUAAUUUCAAUUUGCAAUGAUGGCUUUUCCGAUAUUAGAAGUUAUUGCAUUAGCUGCUGUGAUAUUAUUUCUACUUUAUUACUAUUUCACAUCGGCUUUGCAAUUUUGGGAAAAACGAGGCGUGAAGGGACCGAAACCUAUUCUAUUUCUGGGCAAUUUUAAGGAUGUGUUUCUCGGAAAAGUUUCGAUCAACGAUUGUUUGGUCAAAGUUUACAAUGACUUCAAAGAUGAACCGAUGGUUGGAAUUUUUGGUGGUCACAUCCCGCACCUAGUUUUGAGGGACCCAGACUUAAUCAAAGAUGUUCUUAUUAAAGACUUUCCAAACUUCGUUGACAGAUUAGUAACACCUAAUAAAGUUGAACGACUGUCAGAACAUCUUUUCAGUCUUGAGGCAAAAAGAUGGAGACCUUUAAGGGCCUGCCUCUCGCCUAUUUUUACUUCGGGAAAGCUGAAAGAAAUGUUUCACUUGCUAGUCGAAUGCGGAAAUCACUUUGAACAGUACUUAAUUAAAUUAGUUAAGAAAGGCGAAGACAUCCCAUGUCGUGAGAUUUGUUCAAAAUAUACCACAGAUGUGAUCGGUUCUUGUGCGUUUGGGAUAGAGAUGAACGCAUUAGCAGCAGAAGACAGCGAAUUUCGUAAAAUGGGCAGACAAAUCUUCCAAACAAAUUUUAAAUCUGUCAUUAAAGAUAGAUUGAGAGAAUACCCAUUCCUAUUUAACCUCAUCGGACCAUUCUUUGCUGAUAGGGAAGUCGAAGACUUCUUCACAAGAAUCACCAAUGAGAGUAUAAACUAUAGGAUGCAGCACAAUUUUAAAAGGCACGACUUUAUUGAUACUUUGACCGAGCUGAAAAAGGAUUCACGAAAAGUCAGCGAUGAACCAUUGUCUGAGGUUUUCUUGGCUGCGCAAGCUUUCGUCUUCUUCGCUGCUGGUUUUGAAACAUCCUCCAUAACAGUAACUCAUGCUUUAUAUGAGUUAGCAUUCAACCAGUCAGUUCAAGACAAACUUCGAGCAGAAGUUAAGGAAGUUCUUCAACGCCACAAUGGUCAAAUCACUUACGAAAUGUUGAAGGAAAUGAAAUAUUUGGAUGCAGUCAUGAAUGAAACAUUACGAAAGUAUCCAGUAGUAUUAUGGUUAAGCAGAACAGCAAUGAACGAUUACACAUUUUCGAAUACAAAGGUCACCAUUCCGAAAGGACAACAUGUAAUUGUGCCCGUUGAAGCUAUUCAAAUGGAUCCCGAUAUUUAUCCAGAACCAGAAGUUUUUGAUCCUAACAGAUUUCUUGAUGAAAAUGUGAAAGACAGACAUGCUAUGUUCUAUUUACCGUUCGGAGAUGGUCCAAGAAAUUGUAUUGGUGCAAGAUUUGCCAAAAUUCAGUCGAAGGUAGCGAUGAUCAAGAUUUUUUCAAAUUUUAAAGUUGAUGUAUGUGACAAAACUAUGAAGUAUAACAGAGACGUCAAAGCUUUCUUUCUUUUACAACCAACGCACGAAAUAUAUCUAAAGAUGACAAAGAUUUGAAAAUACAAUGGUAUUGAUUAUGGUAUCGCUCAAAAAAGAAGGAAUAGUCCAUUUGAUGAUAACAAGCUUUAAAAUUAUAUUCAAACUUUGUGUGAAUCAAAGGUUGUACAAAUUGAGAUUCGAUAUGCGCUUGAUUGUAAAUCUCCUUGUAAAUAUAAUAUAUUAACGGGAGUAGAAUAUUAAAUUAAUGCAUAAUUAUAAUUAUGUUUGUAACCGAACAAAUCUUUGCAUUAAUUUGAAUUCUAUUUUAAACUACUAGUAUCAACUUUUGAAAUCGGCGCCAAAUUUACACCAUUGAAAUGUAGUUUUCGCAGUCAGAGAUUUUAUUAACCUAUGUAAGAAUUUCACAGCAUAUUUAUUAUUUUUUUAGACAAUUCUUGCAUAUAUUAUUUGUGAAGAAUUUUAAUUAGUACUUGCUCAUAAAAUUUGACGUCAACUUCGAAAAGUUUACAUUAGUAGAUGAAAAAUUCUAAUUAACACAAAAUUAACACAUUUAUAAUGAUCAAUGAUAAUUUUUCUUUACUAUU
Molecule: messenger RNA, 2199 nt
Organism: Megachile rotundata (alfalfa leafcutting bee)
Lineage: Eukaryota; Metazoa; Arthropoda; Insecta; Hymenoptera; Megachilidae
Product: cytochrome P450 6a2-like
Molecular function (GO): iron ion binding; oxidoreductase activity, acting on paired donors, with incorporation or reduction of molecular oxygen; monooxygenase activity
Source: RefSeq, a predicted model, not a curated record